CAAUAGAACACAAAAAGAUACAAAUAGAAUUGUAAGAUUUUGAUGGAAGCUCUGAACAUCAAAGUCCUAAUAACUGAUCUAGUUAUCUCGUUUUUGUGAGUCUGGUCUGGGGCCCAGAGAUUCAAAUGACAUCCCCAGCAGACCUGGCCAUUACGGAGGUCUGCAACACAAGGCAGUCUACACUCACUAAACGGUGAAUUAGAGAAAUAAAGCCAGACUCAAGUCGUCACUCAGUAACAGCUGUCAAGUCAAAAUGGAACAAUAAAUUUCAUUAUCACUCACAACUGACAUUUAUUUGGUGCUAAUUGAUUUUUUAAAGAGGAUGCUGAAAACAAAAGAAUCUGAUUAAAUGCUCUUUAAGGAAUGCUGACAAUGCAGCUGGUGACCUCUCUGUUUCUCCUGUGUCUCCCAGUCUUAAAGGCAAAGCCAGGAAACAUGAUCAUCAGGAAGGGGGAGUACUGCUCUGGCCCCCCAGGUAUGCCAGGGGCUCCAGGCUUACCGGGGCACAACGGGGCCAAUGGUCUUCCAGGAGAGAGGGGCCCAAAGGGGGAAAGGGGAGACUCUGGACAGCCAGGGAUCCAAGGUGUGCAGGGCUUGAUGGGACCACAAGGUAAAAUGGGUGAUAGAGGCAGACGAGGGAAGAAGGGGGAUAAAGGAGAGAAAGGACAGAGGGGAGAGUUAGGCAGAGUAGGGCCAGAAGGAAGACUUGGACCCAAAGGGCAGAAAGGUGAGCCUUCAGUCCUGCCCCCUUCUGUUGCCUUCUCUGCGAGUCGGACCUCUCCCCUGGGGCCGGUGAGGGAGGACACCAUCAUCACCUACGACCAGGUUUUCUUAAACUUGGGGGAAUCCUUUGACAUCUUUUCCUCUCAUUUUGUUUGCAAAGUCAAUGGAACUUAUCUGUUUAUAGCACAUGUUCUGGGGAUGCUGGACAAUGAUGCGUAUGCUUGGAUCAUGUUUAAUGGGCAGCCCAUGGUGCCGAUGCACGGGGAUCAUCGGGCAGGUUACGGAACAGGAAGUAACACAUUAAUAAUACAUCUGGUUAGUGACGAUCAUGUGUGGGUGCAGCUAAUGAAGAACUCCUCCUUGUUAAACGACUAUUCUACCUUUUCUGGCUAUUUAAUUUACAAGGAUGGUUGAUGUGCUAAUCCCUUAAAUUGUUUGUUUCACUGAAAGUCACUGUUUAUUGUUAGUUUUGCUGUAGAUUACCAUAUCUACCUGAGUAUUUUAUAAUCAUGUAAUUUUGUUAGAAACAACACCUGCCAAAUUAAAUAACUUGCUUUCAUUUAUAUAUUACCUGUUAUACAAGUAAAAUAACUAUCAACAGUUUACUCAUA
Saccostrea cuccullata (small rock oyster) is the source of this 1334-nucleotide messenger RNA. Its product is annotated as complement C1q tumor necrosis factor-related protein 7-like. NCBI's taxonomy places the organism in Eukaryota, Metazoa, Mollusca, Bivalvia, Ostreida, Ostreidae. The transcript is spliced from 4 exons. The record is from RefSeq and is a predicted model, not a curated record. The coding region runs from base 364 to 1137 and encodes 257 amino acids. Gene Ontology annotation, molecular function: protein binding.